This is a messenger RNA of Aspergillus wentii DTO 134E9, 501 nucleotides long. Its product is annotated as Apq12 family protein. The record is from RefSeq and is a predicted model, not a curated record. The coding region runs from base 1 to 501 and encodes 166 amino acids. The transcript has 2 exons. Lineage: Eukaryota; Fungi; Ascomycota; Eurotiomycetes; Eurotiales; Aspergillaceae.
AUGGACUUUCUCCCGGACUUCCUUCCAGACUUUCUCCCAGAAUACCUCCUCCCCCUAACCCAAAACCCAACCCUUCGCGCUCUGGCAACAACCCCCCCAUCAACGCACCUCACCAACCUCCGCACCCUCUACCUGGAGCCGUACAUAAUCCACCCGCUCUCAGCGGUAUUAACGUCGUCAAUGCCCGAUCUCGUCUCGAUCCUGAUUCUCGCGAUCAUCCUGCUCAUUUCGCUGAAGAUUCUGGACUAUGCGCGCCGCAUUAUCAUGUUCUGGGUUAUGUUGGUGGUGAGGGUGGUGUUUUGGGGUGCAGUGCUGGGCGCUGCGUGGUGGGUGUACCGGGUGGGUGUUGAGGAUGCGGGGAGGGAUUUGGGCUGGUUUUGGGGUGUUGCGCAGGGGUUUGUUGAGGGGUUUCAGAAGCAGGGGGCGAGAGGUGAUGGGGGUGCUGCUGGUGGUGGUUCGCAGCAGAGAUUGUAUGCGGGUGCUGCUGGGAAUGGGUGGUGA